UAGCCAACCGUUCCAACAAUGUCAUUCAAAGUCCAUACAUGCCGAUACUUUCUCUUCAUCAUCUUCUCCCGAUAAUUCCAUAUCCAUGGCCGAACUAAUCCAUCACAAACCCAAAUCCAAACCCACCACUAAUUGCUUCCUGGGUUGUUUCGGAUUCCCCAGCAAACAACAAUUUUCCAGGAAAAAAUCAGUUGCCAAGAAAAACAACAAAACCACCCUAUGCUUUUCUUGGUCAAGAUUUCGCAUCAAAAGAUCCUCCACCGUCAAAACAGUGCCCCUAGACUCCACUAAUGUGUCAUCCGAGAGCUUCAACCUCUCCUUCAUAUGUCCAAGUCCGACCAAAAAAGAUUCUAAACCACUCGGUCAAAUCACCGCAGCCGCCAUAGUCUCCUCUGACAAUCAAUCCCCUAAAGAGACAAAGAUCAACAAUCUCCAUCACAGUAGGAGGCAAUCGCAUGACGCCACGUGCCAAAAGGGAUUGUCCUUCCGCCGCAAAAUCGACUCCAUAAGAAACACCAGCCACCCGGGUUCACCUGACACGGCCAAGCCCAGAAACGGGCGGCCCAACGUGUCCAUUUCAAGGUCCACGACGUUCCCGGGUCCGGAACGGGUGAAAUUGGUGGGUAGCCCGUCAACCCAUUCUCCAGUUAUAAGUAAAGAAGAAGACAAUAAAUCGGAUCCGAUUGUGGGUAUGUCCAUUAUAAUAGUGACAAUAUUGAUAAUGUUAGUAUGGGGUAGAUUAUGCGCCAUCCUUUGUACAUCUGCAUGGUUUUUCUUUGUUCCUCGUUUGGGAAGCAAUAUUGAUCACAGUGGUACAAAUGGGUCGGGCUCGAAGCAACCCGACUUGAAUUCGAAGGAGUACAAGAAGCGUGUUGUUUUGGAGGGUCUUCUCGAGAGGAAUUAUCAUCGUCAUCGUUCAACACUCUGAACCGGAUGGCAUUUUGUGUAAAUUAGACAUAAUGGUGUGUCUAAAUUUGUAACAAACUGUCUCCGUCUUCUAGAAGAUGGUUUAGUUUUCAACUUCUAUAAAUUAUGCACUUUGUCUAAUUGGGCAAUUGGAGAUGUCACGUGAUAUUGAUUUCAUUUGUGUUAAGAAAAAUAUACCACAUC
Molecule: messenger RNA, 1110 nt
Organism: Tripterygium wilfordii
Lineage: Eukaryota; Viridiplantae; Streptophyta; Magnoliopsida; Celastrales; Celastraceae
Exons: 3
Coding region: 86-928 (280 amino acids)
Source: RefSeq, a predicted model, not a curated record